AUGGGUUCAAUAUCGCCAGAGAAGCAGCCCAAAGUGGCCUUCAUCGGUCUCGGUGCGAUGGGCUUUGCCAUGUCAACACACCUCGUCCGCGUCGGCUUCAAUGUGACCGGCUUUGAUGUCUACGGGCCGACAAAUGAGCGGUGGUCAACAGCUUGUGCCGACAUUCCCAAUGCACGCUACAGCGUUGCCUCAUCACCGGCAGAUGCUGUGAAGAACGCCGACAUCGUGCUCCUGAUGGUUGCGAACCACUAUCACGUACACUCCGCCCUGUUCGACAAGGAGAAGGGCGGCGCAGUGGACUCGCUGCCCAAGGGCGUGAUAGUCGUGGUGAUGGCGACCAUACCACCCACACAGCCGUCUGAGGUGCGGCGGCGGCUGACGGAGGAGUUCAAGCGAGAGGACGUGAGACUUUGUGAUUGUCCGGUAUCUGGUGGUACGGCACGGAGUGUGAACGGGACGUUGACAAUCAUGGCGAGCUCGGACGAGUCCAAGAACUUGGAGGACGAGACGUUUAAGAGCGUGAUCGGUAACCUUGCAAAUGAGGGCAAGACCUUAUACGUCAUCCCCGGAUCAUUGGGUGGCGGCGAGUCGGCGAAGGCUUUGAAUCAAGUUAUGUGCGGAAUUCACAUUGUGGCUGCGAGCGAGAUCAUGGGCCUGGCAGCUCUCUUGAAGGCCGACACCCAGAAGUUCUUCGAGCAUUUGACUUCGUCGGACCCGUCGUGGUCGAGCAAGAAGAACGUGGGCUGGACCUGGAUGUUUGAGAACCGCGCCCCGAGAAUGCUGUCUGCUACGCCGCCCAUGUCAUCUGCAACAUCCAUCAUCGACAAAGAUGUUGGCAUCAUCCGAGACGAAGAGAAGAGACUGAACGUCGAUCUGCCACUUCUGAAUCUCGCGAGCGAGCAGAUUACAAGAGUGAUGGAAAAGCAUGCCUCGGCUGACGACAGCAUCAUCGCCCAGUUUUAUCUCGGGAUGGAUUCGCCUCGACAAAAUGCUGUUGUCGAACAGAAUGGCAAGGCCACAGAGUCGCAGCAACAGCUCAACAAGUCGAUAGCCUAUGCAGCAGCUAUCAUAUGUCUCAACUCGGCGUACGAGACCAUACAAUUUGCCAAGGCACUGGACUUGAUGGGUCCUGAGCAGCGGAAACAAUGGUUCAGCAUUAUUGCAGGGGCUGCUGGUGGAAGCACAAUGUUCUCGGAGAUCGUUCCCAAGGCUUUCGCGGACACCGAGGGCGAGGAUGCCGCCUUCAAGAAGUUCGCUACUGAGAGACUGGGCUCGGAGGCCGGCCAAAGCACCGAGAACAUUAUCAAGGAGGCCAAGCAGCAAGGCUACGAGCCAAAGCUGUUGGAGAAGGCCUUCGCUUUCUUCCAGCAGAUAACUGCAUAG
This is a messenger RNA of Cyphellophora attinorum, 1383 nucleotides long. RefSeq names its product putative oxido. The record is from RefSeq and is a predicted model, not a curated record. Gene Ontology annotation, molecular function: NAD binding; oxidoreductase activity; NADP binding. The transcript is spliced from 2 exons. Lineage: Eukaryota; Fungi; Ascomycota; Eurotiomycetes; Chaetothyriales; Cyphellophoraceae. Bases 1 to 1383 code for a protein of 460 amino acids.